AUGCCUUCAAGUGACCCUGAUGAAAAACCGAUGCCCGACAGUUCUAAGAGAAGAAAACUCCAUCGCAAGACUAUCACCGCUGAAAACCAUUCAAAAGGCCCCUCAGAACCCCUCCAGAAGGCCCCUUCAGCGGCGAGAAGGGGGCCGGGGGCCCCCCCCACCGAGGCCCCUCCAUGCUGUUUGGUUUCACCGGGCUCAGCAGCAACUAGUGGAGCGUGGCUGCAGGGAACAGUGGACAGCCGGAGAGUUCGCUGCUUGACACCCCCUCUGACGGUCCCAAACCCCUUGGGGGAGUCGGUUGUUUGUAUCCUGCAGCGCGACCUGCGGUUUCAAGACAACUGGGCGCUGUUGUUUGCCCAGGAUGCUGCUCUGUCUCUGAGGACCCCGUUGCACGUGGUGCAUUUGGUGGUGCCAGGCUACACAUACCAACGGACCGCCCGCCACCUUCAGUUUCAUCUGCAGGGGCUUAAAGAGCUCGCCGAGGACCUCGCGGCACACGACAUUGCCUUUCACUGCUUCCCUGUACUCGCUGCUGGUGGUGCUGCUGCUUCUGCUUCUACUGAUUCUGGUUCAGCAACUGCGGCAGCAGCAGAAGCCAGAGAACGCAUAGAACAAGUACUGCAGCAGCUCCGCCCCAAGCUUGUGGUUUGUGACUUCAUGCCGCUGAGAGAGUUAACGUCUUUGAUGGAGCAGGUGGGGUGUAUGUGCACGGAGGCGCUGCGCUGUCCGCUGUAUGAAAUAGACGCGCAUAACAUCGUACCCGCUUGGAUCGCUUCAAGCAAACAGGAGUACGCUGCGCGGACGUUUCGCAGCCGUGUAAUGCCGCUUUUGGCGGACUUUUGUUGCGACUUCCCGAAGGUGCGGCGGCACCCAUACAAGAGCAGCGCGCUGCAGGGGGUCACUGCCAAUGCCUCGCAGCAGCUGCUGCAGCAGGUGCAGCAGCAGUUGCAAGUGGACGACUCGGUGCCGCUGCCGCCGCAGUGGAUGCCUGGAGCUGCUGGGGGCCUCGCUGCCCUCACAGCGUUUUGCUCGCCGCAGCGGCUGUCUGCGUAUGCGUCACAGGCGCAGCAGCAGUUGCAAGUGGACGACUCGGUGCCGCUGCCGCCGCAGUGGAUGCCCGGAGCUGCUGGGGGCCUCGCUGCCCUCACAGCGUUUUGCUCGCCGCAGCGGCUGUCUGCGUAUGCGUCUCGGAACGACCCUCUGUUAAACACUCAGAGCGGGAUUUCCCCUUGGCUGCACUUUGGUCAGCUCGGGGCGCAGCGUUGUCUGUUGGCUGUCCGAGGGUUGGGGCCUGCAGCGAAGAUAGGGGCGGCUGCAUCAGCAGGCAGAGCCUCCUUCAUUGAGGAACUUGUAGUGCGGCGGGAAUUAGCUGAGAAUUUCACCUUCUAUAACGCGGCGUAUGACCAGAUUGCGGGGGCCCCCCAAUGGGCGCAACAGACGCUGGAGGCCCACCAAGGGGAUAAGAGGGAACACGUGUAUUCCCUGGCGCACUUUGAAGAUGCAAAGACACACGACAAUCUCUGGAACGCUGCUCAGCUGCAGCUCGUUCACGACGGCAAGAUGCACGGCUUUUUGCGAAUGUACUGGGCGAAGAAGAUCCUAGAGUGGAGCCCUUCAGCUGCGGAGGCACUGAAGACUGCGCUGUAUCUGAACGACAGAUUCUCUCUCGAUGGGACAGACCCCAACGGCGUCGUGGGCUGCAUGUGGAGUGUCGCAGGCUUGCAUGACCAGGGCUGGGCAGAGCGGCCCGUCUUCGGCAAAAUUCGUUAUAUGAAUUUCGCGGGUUGCAAGCGGAAGUUCGACGUGGACGCGUUUGUGCAGAAAGUUCAAGAAAGCGUCCGCAAGCGUUCACAGGGAGAAGCCGAGAAACCCCCCAAAAGAAAACUAAAACAAGAAACCUCUAAUAUCAAGGGCACUCGGGGGAUACAAACGACCACUACCAGUGCAACAAAGCCAAAAAAGAAUAGAUAA
Molecule: messenger RNA, 1971 nt
Organism: Eimeria mitis
Lineage: Eukaryota; Apicomplexa; Conoidasida; Eucoccidiorida; Eimeriidae
Product: DNA photolyase, putative
Exons: 5
Coding region: 1-1971 (656 amino acids)
Biological process (GO): photoreactive repair
Molecular function (GO): deoxyribodipyrimidine photo-lyase activity
Source: RefSeq, a predicted model, not a curated record